UCCUGUCACUUCUAUUCUGCUCUGUGUCAGCUUGUGGUUUUAGGUGGAAAGGCUUUCUUUUCCCUGCUCUGUCUAGCAGGAUCUCUGAGGCAUAAAAUGUAACCGCAGCAAUUCCCAGGACUUUUCUUAUCCAACAGAGCCAUUGCUGAAGUGGACACAGUUCUGGAAACCUUCCAAGCCCUGAUAUGCAUGUUGUGGCCUGUCACAUUCAUUCUCCACAGUAACAGAGAGAGGAGAAGGCGGAAAGCGCAGGCAGCAUUUGGCUGAAACUGUACAGGCAUCAGAGUAAGAGAAAGAAACCUGCAACCCUUCUCUUUUGCUGCUCAGAUCAUUACAGGCUUUGCUUCCUGAUCCAGACGGCGAAAGCUUCAGCUCGGUCAUCUGAACUGCCCACUAGCAGGUUACAAAGAAGAAGUAUUCGGUGUGAAAUAAAGAUACAAGGACUGGACUGAAGACCUGAGUCCAAGCAAGGAAAAGAGAAUGUCUAGAGGGAAAUCACAACAUUUCCUGCCAUGACAGAAAAAGUUGACCUGCCAAUGGCAGAUUACAACCAGCCCAAGCUUCUUUAUUGCAGCAAUGGUGGCCAGUUCCUGAGGAUCCUUCCAGAUGGGAAAGUGGAUGGCACAAGGGACAGGAAUGACAACCACAUUCAGUUACUGCUCAGCACAGAGUAUUUUGGUGCGGUGUACAUAAAGGGCAUUGGAUCUGGAUUGUACUUGGCUAUGGAUGUCAAUGGACGCUUACAUGGCUCGUUGCCAACAGCAGAAUGUGUGUUCCUGGAAAAAUUGGAAGAAAACAAUUACAAUACUUACAAGUCAAAGAUGCACGCAGAUAAGAACUGGUAUGUUGCCUUGAAGAAGAAUGGAAACAGCAAAUUGGGACCGAAGACUAAUUAUGGCCAGAACGCAAUUCUUUUCCUUCCUCUGCCAGUGUCACCUGAUUAGAUCGUGUCUCUCCAUUAGAAAAGUUGUCCUGUAAAAUUAAGCAGCCAGUGAACUUUCCCUUUUGUCUCCUUUGGUUCUUUCUCAUACUGGAAACAAACAAAAAGAUGGACCACAAAGUACUUGAGAUGGAAAAUAUAUACUGCAUCUCUAAAACGUCCAUUCAGCCUCAACAAUGCCAUUGGCAUACCAUAGCAUUACGUACAAAAUUAAUCUGUUUAACAUGGCUAGAAAAGCAUUUAUCUUAGUGUAUCAUUCCCAUAGCCAUAGCCAGCUUGUAAUAGUUCUUCCCACUUUGAAAGCGCGUAUUCACGAGGCCCAUUUCAAGGUUAUAUAAGAUGGCUUUUAAGAAUACUUGUGUAUCACACAGAAGCAAAAUAUUUAAAACUAUACAAUCAUUUAAAACCAAUAGACUGU
Molecule: messenger RNA, 1358 nt
Organism: Ahaetulla prasina
Lineage: Eukaryota; Metazoa; Chordata; Lepidosauria; Squamata; Colubridae
Gene: FGF1
Product: fibroblast growth factor 1
Exons: 5
Coding region: 513-944 (143 amino acids)
Biological process (GO): positive regulation of gene expression; positive regulation of protein phosphorylation; regulation of cell migration
Cellular component (GO): cytoplasm
Molecular function (GO): fibroblast growth factor receptor binding; growth factor activity
Source: RefSeq, a predicted model, not a curated record